Molecule: messenger RNA, 676 nt
Organism: Pelobates cultripes (western spadefoot toad)
Lineage: Eukaryota; Metazoa; Chordata; Amphibia; Anura; Pelobatidae
Source: the annotation of a GenBank genome assembly
AUGAUUGUUUGUGCUGCUUAUUCUCAUGAGCUUCCUAAAUACGGCAUCAAAUGUGGCAUGACAAAUUAUGCUGCAGCUUAUUGCACAGGCCUGCUGCUGGCUCGCAGGCUUCAUAACAAAUUCAGCCUUGACAAAGUCUACGAGGGUCAGGUGGAAGUAACUGGCGACGAAUACAACGUGGAGAGCAUUAAUGGUCAACCUGGCGCCUUCACUUGCUACUUGGAUGCUGGUCUCACACGAACCACCACUGGAAGUCUUUGGUGUUCUGAAGGGGGCUGUGGAUGGAGGCUUAUCCAUUCCUCAUAGUACGAAGCGUUUUCCUGGCUACGACUCUGAAAGCAAAGAGUUCAACGCCGAGGUUCACCGCAAGGACAUUCUGGGCCAGAAUGUAGCAGAGUACAUGCAUCUUCUGAUAGAGUAAGAUGAGGACGCCUACAAAAAACAGUUCUCACAAUACAUUAAGAACGGCAUCACCCAUGACCAGGUUGAGGACUUGUACAAGAAAGCACAUGCAGCCAUCCGAGAAAAUCCAGUGCAUGAAAAGAAGCCCCCGAGAGAAGUUAAAAAGAAGAGGUGGAAUCGUGCCAAAUUGUCUGUGGAACAGAGGAAAGACCGCAUUGCUCAGAAGAAAGCUAGCUUCCUCCGAGCUCAGGAGAAAGUUGCUGCAGACAACUAA